UAGCUCACAUUGCUCCCAUUCCCUAUCGGCCGAGGUGUAUAUGUCAUCCGCCCCCUGUUUUCCUCUUGCUUAAAUCUGCGUCAAAACCGCUAGUAAGCCGUCCCGUCGCCUCUGCAAGACUCCCUGGAAUACACCAGCAUUACCAAAGCUGUCAAGGUCGGAUGUUAAGGACACCCGUCUGUCUGCAGACGACAGAAGAUAUUGAUUAAUUUUCAAGACCGAGUGACGCAGAGUUUCUACCCCACAAGAUGGGGAUCUGUUACAGCACGGAAGUAGUGCGCAGCACAGACGAUGAUGGCGCCCCACCCGAAGUCGGAGCCGGAACCACCCGCCGAAUCCUCAUCAAACGAUACAAGGAUCCGUUCGGCCGGGUGGUCAAGGAGGAGAUCAUCCACCUGGACGGAGACGCCGACGACGAUUUCCCGGACUUUCCCGAACUCAACAUCGGCCCGAAGCCGAAGCCACGACUGGAGCCGCGCCCACAACUUCGCCUACAGCCAGCCGAGCCUCAGCCUCAACCGAAACCACAGCCCAGGCGUCAACUGCAUAAAAUCCAGGGGCCUGCAUGGGAUGACAAGAAGCUACAUCCUCAAAGGGGAAGAACAGGGUCUACCAUCAGCAGAGACAGCGGGAUUGUAGACGAGGCGGAUGACGGGCUGCUGAAGUGGAAAGAGAAGGAGAAACUGGCGCCCAAACCUCCCGAGGCGCCGGAGCAGGAGGAGACACAACCCAGGGACGACCUGGCUGAUGAGGACGACUUGGGGGUCACGAACUACAAGCGGAUGAAGAGUCAGAUCCUCGCCAUGGGGCCGGGUGCGCUGUACUCCGACCCGGACUUUCCUGCCAGACCGGCCUCCCUCUUCUACAGCCAGCAGAACAUCGACCCUAGGAUCGUUUGGAAGAGACCACAGGAAAUUAUGGGGGUGACGCAACCACGCCUAUUGGUGGACGGAAUCAGCCGCGAUGACGUCAUCCAGGGCAUGCUGGGAGACUGCUGGUUCCUGGUGUCUCUUGCCGCCAUCUGCCGGGACUCCGCUCUCAUGGAAAAGGUUGUCCCACGUGACCAGUACAUGUGGCAGGAGGGCGAGGGUGAGGGUUCGUAUGUCGGCAUGUUCCACUUCAAGUUCUGGCGCUACGGGAAGUGGGUAGACACCAUCGUGGAUGACAUGCUGCCGACCAUGGCCGGCCAGCAGCCCAUGUACUGCCGCUCCAGCGAUCCCAACGAGUUCUGGAGCGCUCUGGUGGAAAAGGCGUAUGCCAAACUCCGUGGUUCAUACGAGGCGCUGAAUGGCGGACAGGCUAUAGACGCCCUGGAGGACCUGACUGGUGGGAUGGCAGAGAGCUACGACUUAAAGAAGGCGCCAGGAAACCUGUAUCAGAUCAUGAGGCGAGCCUUCAAGAAACGAGCCUUCUUCACCACCUCAAAAAAGACGACACAAGCACUGACCCAACACGGCGUCACAGCGCAAGGUCUUGUGGGUGGCCAUGCCUACAGUAUCACUUCUGUACACAUUGUCCACAGCAAUUUUGGCGACUUCCCCUUGGUGCGGAUCCGCAACCCCUGGGGCGACGGCACAGAGUGGACGGGAGAUUGGAGUGACUCGAGCCCUCUCUGGAACCGUGUCCCUCAACACGAACGGGACAGAAUAGGCUUCACGGACAAGGACGAUGGGGAGUUCUGGAUGGAUUUUAAGGACUUCUGCCAACACUUCACAGAGGUCACCAUCUGCACAAUAGGCCCAGACUUCGACGCUGAUGCUAUUGCUGAUGUGGACAAUCGGGAGUGGCAUCAGGCAAACAUCAAGGGAUUCUGGGAGAAGGGCACAUCGGCAGGCGGCUGUAGAAACAACAUCAAGGCUUACGCAACAAACCCACAGUUCGCACUCAGAAUACUGGAGCCAGAUGAGUGGGACCCAGAGAUCGACCCUCCAGAAGACAAGGGGAAGUGUAAGGUGGUGGUCGCCUUGAUGCAGGAGCACAGGAGAUCACAGAGACACCUGGGAGUCAGGAACCUACAGAUCGGGGUGCACGUCUAUAAGGCUGGUAAGGAUCCCCAUGAACGCCUACAACAGAAAUACUUCAUGUACCACCGCGACGUGGCGAGCUCCGGGUCGUACAUAAACCUGCGGGAGGUGUUCCUCCGCGCCAACCUGGAGCCCGGCGAGUACGUCAUCGUUCCCUCCACCUUCGGCGCCGAGGAACAGGGAUCCUUCCUCAUCAGGAUCUUCACAGAGAAGAACAUUGAGGUGAAACCACUCCGGAACCAGUUCAACAUGUACUCCUACAACUGUUACGUGCAGGACAAGUGGUAGUAUUGCACGCAGCUGUUUAUAUUCUGGCUACUGGUUGAUGUUCAUGUGUUGCAAAAUCUUACUAUUACUGAAACUAGACUUAAAAGUUCAUCAGUGUUGGUAGAAGUCAUUCUGAAUGAGAAUGAAAAGUUGAACUCUGUAAUUUCCAACACACAAAAAAUUGGACUUACCCUCCCUCAACAGAGACGGGGGAUGCCAUAGACUUUCUGCAACUUAUGAUCCACUGCUCACUGAGUCACAUGUUCUAUCUGCAUAACACGAUGUCCCAGAAGCAGUGAAUUGCUCAUUCCUUCCAAGACUGUGGUUGGAAAGUUGAAAAUUCGGUUCAAUUUUUUGUGUUUGAAACUACAGUUGAAUUUUGACUCAGAGUCACUGAAACUUCAAACUUUGAAUUAAAGUCCACUUCUUGUGGAACUUCUGGUGUUUGGUGCUGGCCUGUAAGGAAGUAAGCAUUGUAUACAAGUACAUGUAGCAGGGAGUUGUGUGAUGGGAGAAUAAAACUUUGAAUGUGUUUAGCUCCAGAAUUCAAAGAUGGGGUGUACUGCAGUGUUAUACAAAUGUAACUGAUGAAAUGGAGAAGGAUACAUAAAAACUAGUGCAUGCAUAAUACAUUGUAUUGUAUGUUAAUAUCAUGAAGUUCGGAAUACUUGAAGAGGAGUUCAAAUCAACCAAGUGAUAAAGUAUUAUUAUAAAAAUCAACUUGGCAAUAAAAUACAAGACUGCAGUGUCUGUCAAGUCAAAGAGAAAUUAAAGUGAUUGGUAAUAGUAUGGAAAAAUAUACAGCACUAGUAAUGGUACUACACUUGUGAAUGUUUUCAAGCAGAUCUAUGAUAAACGAAUUAUAGCAUGGUGGGAACUGUACAGUACAGUAUACUUUUUUCUCAUGGUUCUUACAAACUUAUAUCCAUGGCCCACAGAUUGCUGCAUUUGCCCAACAAUGCAUGUUAGGAGUAGCCUGGGUACCAUCCAAAGUCGCUUCUCGGUCUGACAUUUAUUAUACCUUAUAUACCUGAUACAGUUGCUUCUCUGCUGUUCCAUCAGGGAUCCUUGACCAUGUGAACAUCUGGAAUCCAAAUUUUGGACAAGGGCGCUGAUUGGUCCCUUCACAUGAGCGAAUUAGGAAUGGGUUCUAGCGCUCGUUCGAACCAAAACGCCCACCGUCCAGUUGGGGGAGGGUCUGUUGUCAUUGAACAAGCGCUGUAGAACCCAUUCCUUAAUUUGCGCAUUAACUGACAUUACCACCAAAAGGUUUGAAUGUGCAGGUCCCCAGGCGGGUAGCAGAAGCGAACAUGUACAUAGGAGCGAAUUACUACCCAGAUGGUACCCAGGCUAUGUUAAUUAGGAACUGUUUAUAACAACAAUAUACUUUGAGUCUUUACAAAUGUUAACCAGCCCUGGAGGAAAGAAACCAAUACAUUGGUUACUGGGGAUUUGCAGAUGACGUAUCAUAAGAAUGGAUUUGAAGGCAGAUGUAACUGAAUGUCUGAGGUGUGAACAGUAGUCAGGUGUUUUAUAGCCGAUCUGUUUAGAUGGUAGGGAGACUUUGGUGAAACAAUGUUUCUAAUGAGAGUGAAACUGAAAAGUCAAAGGAUUAUAGUAGAGUAAUACACACAUCUGGUGAGAAUGUUGUAUUUCCUUUUGACGGCAUGUACUUCUGACAUAGCAUCGUAACUGGAAAAGUCAGAUAAUAAUAUUUUUUUAAUGACUUGUAUACCAAACUACAAAUGUACGAUACACACUCUUACUGUAUUCUGCAACGCGGCAGAAAUCAACCGUAAAAAUAUGAUUCCGGGAAGUUAAAAUAACAUAAAAUGUUGCAAAAAUAUCCAGUUCAACACAAAACAAAAGCAAUUACCGGAAUAAUCUUUUAGCAUGCAAAUGAAGAGGAGAAAAGAGGAAAUAUGCAAUGCAAAAUUAGAACUUAACUUUGAAGCUUACCGGCUAUAUCAUCUUUGUCAUAGAAGUCUGGCUAUGUGCAUUUUAAAUGUCAACAACAGAUUUAUACUACAUGUAUAGACAAAUGGAUUUAUAUUCAAUCAACAGAUUGAUUUAGAUAGCAGCAAUAGUUUUCUGCCUGAUGAGGUGGGUAAAUGCCACUGUUUGUUGAAUAAGACUGUUAGAAACUCAACAAAUUAUCUCAUCUCAAUAGUUGAGUAUGCAAUAUGAAAAAUCCCUCGUCCCCUUCAGUGUAAAUAGUACUUCAACAUCCUUAAGAAUGUGGCAGCAAAGACGUUAGAUGAGUUUAUACUGGAGUGCUUUUGGCAGACUUGAGGUGCAUGAUAUUCUGGUGAUGUUAUACCUUAGCUAGUAUGGUUCAUUCAUACAGAUUCCUCUAUUAAAAGAGUUAGGUUUAAGCAAUACGUAGACAACUUUGCUGACGGAUACUAUAGGAAGGAAAUAAAGACACAAUGCCACAUC
Messenger RNA from Branchiostoma floridae (Florida lancelet), 4730 nucleotides. Its product is annotated as calpain-A-like. The record is from RefSeq and is a predicted model, not a curated record. Gene Ontology annotation, biological process: proteolysis. Gene Ontology annotation, cellular component: cytoplasm. The coding region runs from base 249 to 2312 and encodes 687 amino acids. Gene Ontology annotation, molecular function: calcium-dependent cysteine-type endopeptidase activity. The transcript has 16 exons. Lineage: Eukaryota; Metazoa; Chordata; Leptocardii; Amphioxiformes; Branchiostomatidae.